UUGCCCUAUGCCACCCGCUCAUUUUUCUUCCCCAAUUCCUAAAACAGAAAGAACACCCACCCUAAUCCUGCAAAUCGAAUUUCUUCGAUUACUCUCUCAUAUCUCAACCAAACCACCUGAUUUUUCGUGCAUUAGCAUCUUCAACUAAUCCUAUACAAGUACGAGGUGGAUUUCAUUGUGUCUGGUUAUAUUUCGAAGAUUUUUUUUUUAACCUUUUACAACGAUGGUAUUGGUGGGACUUUCUUCAAAGAGAAAGUCGAAGAAGAAACCAAGAGCUAAAAAACAAUGUAGAAAUAAAAAUCAAUGAGGUAGAUUAUGUUUCAGAGGAGUAUACAAAGGAAAUCAAUGUCAUGGAUUAUCUCUCAGAAGAUAUAUGGUUUGAGAUAUUCACUCAUCUCCCUCUAAAACGGAUCUUUCAGCUGAAGCUUAUUUCUAAACAAUGGUAUUCUCUAAUCUCUAGCAGUAAUUUUUGUACCAGGAAAUUGAAUCUAUGCACUUUCUUUUAUAAGAUUCGCUUUGUUCGUCUACCUCGUAUUCGUUAUCAAUUUGUUCCGAUGCUAUUUUCAAGCAAUACGGAUUCUUCUGAUUAUUUCAUGUCUGAUCAAGCUUAUAUCCGUUAUGGGUUUUCUUUUAACUUCCUUCUGGAAAACAUGCAAGAAGGACUAUGUAUUUUAGGUUCUAGCAAUGGUUUGCUUCUGUGUCGUUAUCCACUUCCUCUCUGGGGUGGCGACCCGCCAUACUACUAUUUCAUUUGUAACCCACUCACCAGAGAUUGGAUUCCAAUACCCGGUUCGAUAUAUGAUGAUGAUGAGCAUGAAUCUCGCGCUUUGGUAUGUGAAUCGUCCUCGUCCACCUGGAACACUAGUCCUAGUGGUUUCAAGGUGGUUCGUAUACCAGAAAUUACUGUACCCACUAAGAAAUUUUAUCUUAAAAUUUCUUCUUCGAGUACAGGUUGUUGGAAAAAUCGUAAGGUUUUGCGCUCGGAUAAAAUCACUAUGCUGUAUGAAAACACAAAGAAAGUAGUUAGUGAUCAAAAUGAACGCUUGUAUUGGAUUGUAGAAACAAAUAAGAUUUUAGUUUAUGAUCUCAAGAAUAAUGUAGGUGGUAGUGGUGAAUGUAUGCUGAUUGGCAUGCCGAAGUACGAAGAAAAGGACCAUGGAUCAGUCGGUGACUCGGUGCUACUCUAUCAUCUCUUGCCGAGUCGGAAGGGUUUAUCUUUUACAUUAGAGUCGAAAAUAAGAAGAUGGAUGUUGGUGUUUGGUUGCUAGAGGAAAAGGAUGAUUGCGGUGAACAAUGGUAUUGGAAAGAAGUUUAUAAGAUUACACUGAAUGAAGUGUUAGAAGGUUAUGAGUGGAACAGCACCAGGAUAAAGAACAUGAAACCUUUAGGUGUUAGUCCAAUAGACAGGAAUAUUAUGUUCUUGCAGAGUGGCGAAUACAUUUUACAGUACAACAUGUUGACUAGAAGAUCACAGUUGCUCUCCCUUAGUUCUCAUUUAUGUGUUCCUAUAUCAUAUUAUGAAUUUGGGGUGCUGCCAUUUCUUAUGGAAACAAAGCUGACAAGAAUUCCAGUAAUAAGAAAAGCAUAGUUGUGGAUCUACAAACUUAAUGGGUACAUAGAGUUCCAGUUUUGCAUUAGACUGUUGCUCCUUUUGGGUGUUAUAAAAUCAACAUCGACGCUUAAUUACAAUUUGAACACAUUGUCACGGGUAUUAACAGGCUGAUUCGGAAUGGGGAGCUUUAUACCAGCAAGGAGUGUAGCUCAAGCAGAAUCAUGGGGUUCUUGUAUGCUUUUUUCAAUGAGCAUAUCAAGUAGAUUUAUAGAAAAUCAUCUUUAAAUGAGUUAAUAAGCAGUUGAUGAACGGUCUUCUUGGCACCACUCAGGUUGUUCACUGGCAGGAUGAUUAAUAUAGAUAAGUUGUGUCUUUAGGUUUGUUUGUUGAAGAGUCAUGUGUUGCUUCAGGAGAAUGUGUUGUGAUCUUGUUAUUGUCUGUAUAGAGUCGCUAGCUGAGUAUGUUUGCACAAUUUGAACACAUUGUCAAGGUGGACUAAAAGCUCUUAUGUCUUGCGGUAUCAGUUUUCAGUUUCCAGGCGAAAAUGAAAGCGUACUUGUGAAGGUUUUGAACCAGUGAAACAGGAUAUACACUACAUCAGAUCAUUCUCGCAUUUCCAUUCGGUUCUAACAACUAUUUGAAAUCUCCUUCAGUUAAUCAAGAAACCGUUUUGUUGUGUCGCAGCAUAAAUUUUCUGACUAACAUCACUUCAACUUAACUGCAAACUAUUUGGUUUCCAAUUCUCCCAACCAAACGAGCCGUUAGGGAAUUAUGAUUGGUUUUCAUCCUGCGAUUUAUGUAUUUAUUAUUUUCUUCUUCACAGCAAGCAAAAGGGUGUACGUAGAGCAAAAAAGAGACCCCAUUUUUUGUUUUGUUUUGAAAAGGAAGUGGUGAAGUGUUUUUUUUUUCAUAGUGAUUUUGUGUAAUCAACAGCAAAGAGAUGGUGAAGAAGAUGAGAUCUUCAUCAGUAACUAGAAGAGUUCCCGAGUUCUUCAAGAUCUUUUUCUCCCCUGAAAGCUUCAACAAAAUGAAAAUCCCUGUAGAAUUCUUGGAACAGUUAACAUGUGAAAUUCCUGGAAUAUUUUCUUUACGUGGUCCAAGUGGAAAAGUUUGGAGAGUACGCUUACUUGAGACGGGUGAUGGCUGUUACUUUGAAAAAGGAUGGCAAGACUUUGUGAUUGAUAACUUUAUGAGUGAUUAAGACAUUUGUGUUUUUAAAUAUGUUGAUGAGAAUUGGUUACAAGUGCAAAUAUUUGAGCAAAAUGGAUGUGAAAAAGAAUCUGCAUUCGAAGCCAAUUGCAGUCAAGCAUCCACAACUAAUUGUUCUGCAAGAUGCUGGGGGAAAAUGGCAAUGAAGAAUCAAGGUAAGUUUCCAAUAUUUAAAGGUCGAGCAUCUACAAUGAAUCGUUCAGCGAGAAGCUGGGGGAAAAAGGCAGUGAAGAAUCAAGAUGAAAGACUAGGAGGACCUUUGAUAUCACGAAGACGUGACAUCACAGUGGAAGAAGAUAAUAUGGCAUUGGAUGCAGCACUUGGAUUUGUCUCUACAAAUCCCUAUACGAUGAUCACUAUGCGAAAUUCCCAUGUUUAUACUGGAUUCUGUCUGGUGAGUUUCUGGUUUCCUGGACUGCUUUUUUUUAAGAACCUUGUAAAUUAAUGAUGAGCAUGGCUUUUGGAGAAUGCAGUAGCAAGUGGGUAAUUUUUCCAAGUUCUGCCUUAUUUAUAGCACCUGGAUUCAGUGGGGGGUGGUGGUGGUGGUGGGUGGGGGAUGGUGGCUUGGACUAGGUCAGUGGGGUUGGGUUUGAUGUGUUAAUUUGUUAUACAGUUGUGGUAUUUCUUGGCUUCUUGCCUCCUUGGUCUUUCUAGAAUUGGUAAAAACCCAUUUUACAAGCUGGAUUCAGAAUAGAAUUUGAAAGAAACGGAAGCCUAUUUGAAAAUUGUAUUAAAAAAAAAGAAGCCUAUUUGAAAAUUGACCUUCUAUACUGUAAUUUGGGUAAUUUGGAAAAAAAAAUAACAUUGUUUUUUAAUUCCCU
Molecule: messenger RNA, 3582 nt
Organism: Papaver somniferum (opium poppy)
Lineage: Eukaryota; Viridiplantae; Streptophyta; Magnoliopsida; Ranunculales; Papaveraceae
Exons: 4
Coding region: 351-1268 (305 amino acids)
Molecular function (GO): protein binding
Source: RefSeq, a predicted model, not a curated record